Messenger RNA from Mustela erminea (ermine), 3565 nucleotides. RefSeq names its product RIB43A domain with coiled-coils 2 (gene RIBC2). The coding region runs from base 193 to 1326 and encodes 377 amino acids. The record is from RefSeq and is a predicted model, not a curated record. Lineage: Eukaryota; Metazoa; Chordata; Mammalia; Carnivora; Mustelidae. The transcript has 7 exons.
CCGGGUUGUUUGCGUCUCCCAGGAAACCGGCCCGCGCGCCCCGCGAGGUAGCGGAAGCCGCACGCAGAGCUGAGCAGGCCCGCGCGCCUCGCCGCCGCCCCAGCCUCGCUUAGGCCACCGCUAGUUUUAUUUGUGUCCCUUUUUCAUCUCGCGCGCCUUAAAAUCCCUGAGAGGCUUUCGCCGCUUCCAGUCAUGGCGCUGGCGCAGCCCAGGGACCUGGAGCAGGCCUUGGCUCUGGGCAGGAGGAGGCACAACGAGCUGUGCCGGCAGAAGCGGAUCUUCGACGCCAGGAGCAGGAUCAUCGGGGGAGACACAGAAGCCUGGGAUCUUCAGGUUCGUGACCAGAAAAUAAAAGAAGCAACUGAAAAAGCUAGACAUGAAACUUUUGCUGCUGAAAUGAGGCACAAUGACAAAAUCACAUGCAUAUUAGAAGGCCGGGAAAGGAGGGAUAAGAAAAGCCUCUGUAAAGCCAUCAGUGAGUUCCAGCAGCACUUCCAGAGGCCAGAAAUGCGCCGUGAAUUUGACCUAUCAGACCCCCUGGCCCUUAGGAAAGACCUUCCAGCUAGGCAGUCAGAUAACGAUAUCCGGAAUACGGUGUCAGGAAUGCAGAGAUUCAUGGGAGAGGAUUUAAACUUCCGCGAGAGGAAGAAAUUCCAGGAGGAACAAAACCGAGAAUGGUCCUUGCAGCAGCAGAGGGAGUGGGAGGAUGCCCGCGCCCAGCACAGAAGUGCAGAGGGUCUCUGCUUGAAGACAAGGCUGCAGUUUGAUGAAACAGCCAAGCAUUUGCAGAAUCUGGAAAGCGCCACCAGAAAGGCAGUUUGCACAGCCGUGAAAGAAUUCAACAAGAGCCAGGCCACCGAGUCACUGGAAAGGAAAAUCCGAGAGAAGAAACAGGAACAAGAAGACAACCUGGCUGAGAUCUCCAACUUGCUGCGUGGAGACCUGCUCUCGGAGAACCCGCAGCAGGCAGCCAGCUCCUUUGGGCCGCACCGCGUGGUCCCCGACCGCUGGAAGGGCAUGACUCAGGAGCAGCUGGAGCAGAUCCGCCUGGUCCAGAAGCAGCAAGUCCAGGAGAAGCUGAGGCUUCAGGAGGAAGAGCAGCAGCGGGACAUGGACUGGGACCGCCGGAGGGUACAGAUGGCGCGCGCCGCUCUGCUCUCGGAGCGCCAGCAGCAGCGCCAACGGCGCGACCUGCGCAGGGCUCUGGACUGCAGCAACCUCAGCCUGGCCAAGGAGCAGCGCGUGCAGAAAAAAUAUAUGGAGGAAGUCUGUACAAAUCAACCCACUAAAGAUUAUUUCACGCAAUUUAAUACAAGAAGUCGGUAAUGGGAGAGACACUGUUUAUGCCUAAGAUGUAGUAGCUGUGAAGAGUCAUGUUUAUUAAAUGAAGAAAUCCACUCCAUGUUUCAGAAGUCCCUCUCACUUUUGUCCCGCGGACAAACACACAUGGAAGCCCUCUCCCUUGUACGCGCACGAGGAGCGUUAGUUCCUGGAGUGGCGGUGGGUGCUGUGGGCGCACGGAUGGAGCAGACGUGGCCCUGCAAAGGAGCAUCCCAGAAAGAGUGGUGUCUGAGGGGCUCGUGUCUGCCUGAGCCCCCGGGUCCAGCUGCUGUAAAGGUUAACACAAGCGCUCACUAUGUGCAAGGCAUUUAGAACGAUCUGACCCUGACGGCAGCCAGCGGUGGGUAUUUUUAUGACUCAUCUGCCCCCGGAGAGGAGCCUGAGACACAGACACGUUAAGUGACUUGCCCAAGGUCAUGCUACGGGCAGCAACCGGCCUGGGGUUGAGCCCCAGGAGUCCGGCUCUCAAACAUCUCGCUCUCCUGGCUCUGGUAGCAGGGCCCAAAGCAAGAGUGGCUUCAGCAAAGCCAUUUACCUCCUGCUCCCGGAGACGUCCAAGCCGAGCUGCUCUGCCAUCUCCCAUCGCAUGGUCCAGAGACGCUGCUCUGGGCCCCAGCACCCUGUCACUGGCCUGGCGCGGAGGAGAAGAGGGGAGCAGAGGAGCCGUGCAUGCUCCUCGGCCUCGAGGAGGAGCCGCAGAAAGGGGACAUCUCACCUCCAUUCACCCUUGUAGGCCAGAAACUGGUCAUGUAACCUAGUCCAGCCACACAGGAGGCUGAGACACUGAGCUGGCUAACCCUGUGACCAGGCAGAGCUUCUAGAAUGGUGUAGAGUGGAAGAAGAGUUGUGGGGGGGACAACCAGCCACCUGCCCCAGACUUGAAGGGUGACUUGGAACUUGCCAGAGGGGAGGUGAAGGGAGGCCUUGUAUACUGGGCAGGGAACUGUGUCUAGCCAUAAUGGGGUCUCUAGCUCCCAGGCCCAGCACGAGAGGAUCCUACCGAGUUUUUCUUCCUUCUCCAUGUAGGUUUCUUGGGGGGAGAGGGGCAUAUGCACAGGACCGGUGACACUUCACCAUUAACCGAGACAGAGCGACGAACGCCCAUGGCAGCUCCUGCUUUGCUCACCCCCUUACCUAAAGGCGACUUGUCCUGCCCGGUCUCCAAGCCCUACAGCGGUGGUUGGGCACCGAGCCUGAGCAUUGGCUGGGUCCCCAGGGCAGCAUCCUCUAGCCGGGCACGCGCACAGCCACGUUAUUUGUGGAGUGCAGCUUGCAGACAGACUGGGGGGUGGGGCGCAAGGGGUGAGGCAUGGACUUGAAUCCCGUGGACUUGAACCAGGAGAGCUGCUGAGGCGCUGUGGGCCACCGAGUAGCCGCAUCUAGGGGGCGUGCUUCCGAGGGCUCCAGCAGCUGGCGGGGCCGCCAGAAGGCGGCUGACUUCGAAGACACGAGUCACCAUCUCCCGGCCAAUCCAGGCUCACAUGGGCUUCCAGAGUGGCAAAGCAUUUGAGCGAAUGGCCCCAUGGGGACGAAGUUCAAGCCCAGAGAUAGCCUGAUCAUGCUGCCACCCCUCGGGGGAGGCGGGGCUGCUGCAGGUGCUACCGCGGAAAUACGAGAUGCCAUCUUAGGCCAGGGAGCGGGGAACACGCAAGUCCAUUUAUUGGCCCUAAUGGACGCCGCAUCGCACGAGCGGCUCGUGGGGAUGGCUUGUUCACAAGUCCGUGGAGCCGAGAUCGGCAGGCAAAGGAAUGACAGGUCUGCGGGCUCAGCUCGCCCCUCGGACGUCCCCGUUAGGCAGCGGGGCAGUUCCACCAGACCCGCGCUGACUGUGCUCCCCCCGCAGGGGGAGGAGACCUCCCCAUCCAUCCAAAUGGAGGCCCGUCGCCUCCGCGGCUGGCCACCCGAAUGGAGCGAGUACUCCCGAGUGAUUGACGUGACGGUCCCCCCGCUCUGGGGGCGCAGGCUGGCCUGUGUUCCUUUCCUGGGGCUGCCAUACCAAAGCACCGCAGACUGGCGGCUUAAGCAGCCGACAUGUGCUUGGUCACAGUCUGGACGCCAGAGACCAAGGUGCUGGCAGGGCUGGUUCCCCCGGAAGGCUCUGCAGCUUCCCGGCAUUCACUGGCGACUUUUAGUGUUCCUUGGCUUGUUCGUGGACCUCUGCCUUUGUCUCUACAUGACUCUCUCCGGACGAGCCUUUGUCCAAAUUCCCCUUUUAUAAGGAAAC